Messenger RNA from Fusarium venenatum, 1032 nucleotides. RefSeq names its product putative methyltransferase-domain-containing protein. The record is from RefSeq and is a predicted model, not a curated record. Lineage: Eukaryota; Fungi; Ascomycota; Sordariomycetes; Hypocreales; Nectriaceae.
AUGUCGUCUACAAAUACACAGCAAGUUGACCGGUUCUGUCAUCAAUAUCUACAGCUGCAACCUGACUUGGACUUCCCAGAGUCUGCGCUCUUAAAGACUUCUCAGGUUCAAAAUGAGUUUUACGAGAGAUUAUUUGCGGAUGGUGCUGUUCGAUAUGGUCCCCCUCCACGUUUUCAGCUUCGAGUGCUGAAAGAGCUCAUGUCGCGAAUUGAAGCUAGCAUCGAUGACUGGGAAGAGUAUGGAGUUUCUGAUGACUUAAUGUCUGUCCUCUCACUAUUCCUCGCAAACCCAUUACCUUCAGAAUCAACCUCUGCUCAGCAAAAGGCCUACGUCACUUACCAUCUCUCUGAACUUUGCCAAGAGGGCCAUCGUGAUCAAACUUCCCGUCCCCCUCACAUUACCCUUCUUGAGAAUCACUCUCUCAUUUCGGGAUCAGGGACAACUGGUCUGCGUACAUGGGAAGCUGCCAUCCAUCUGGGAUCUUAUCUCUGCCAGAACAGACACAUUGUCAAGGACAAACGAGUCUUAGAGCUGGGGGCCGGUACAGGGUACCUUUCCAUUCUCUGCGCAAACUAUCUAGAUUCUCAACAUGUCAUCGCAUCAGAUGGCUCCGACGACGUGAUCAACAAUCUCCCCGAUAACCUCUUCCUCAAUGAACUUCAGGAUUCCACACUUGUGACACCGAUGGAUGUCAAAUGGGGUCACGCACUCAUGGGCACCGAAGAAGAGAAAUGGAAUGGUGGCCGUCCUAUUGAUGUCGUGCUUGGCGCCGACAUUACUUACGACAAGGGCGUGAUAGCAGCCCUGAUCGGAACUUUGAUCGAGAUAUUCGAGCUUCACCCGCACGUGGAGGUGUUCAUCUCAGCAACUCAGCGCAACGAAAAGACCUUUCAGGCAUUCCUCGACCAGUGCCAAGCCAACGGGCUUUCCGUAGAGGUUCUGCAAUUUGCAAUUCCCAAGCGACAAGACCAACAGGGCCCAUUCUACAAUGACAAUGUCGCUAUCCACAUUUGCAAGGUUUCUAAAGCCUAA